AACACAGCCUAAGAGGGGUAACGGGUAUGUGUACGUGUACUAUACUACUAAAAGAAAGAAAAAAGGAAGUAAUCAUCUACAGAUAUUGAACAGUAUUGAACAUAUGAUAGAGUUGUGUGCGAUAAAAUAGACAAAUUGUCAAAUGACAAUUAAUAUAGAAGAAAUGCAUAAUUUAAAUUAUGACAUCGACGGAGAUUAAGGAUGCACUUGCAUUAUCCGCGUCAAUUUGUACUGUUUUACAGUUUUUAGCUGGCGUAUUGGUAUGCAGAAAAUAUAUUAGAAAUGGUACAACUGGAGACAGUUCAGGAUUGGCUUUUGUAACGUGUUUUAUGUCUUGUAGUUUGUGGUUAAGAUAUGGAAUACUUAUUAGAGAUUCAUUCAUUAUAUGUGUAAAUAUAUUUGGAACAAUAUUACAAAUAUGUUAUGUAUUCAUUUAUAUCUUAUACAAUGUAAAAAGAUCAACUACUAUUAAGCAGUUUGCAGUAGCGAUCUGUUUAGUUUCGCUUGUGUAUCUUUAUAGUACUUAUCAAAAGGAUAGAAUUUUAGCUGUGAAAUAUGUAGGAUUUCUUAGUUGCAGUUUGACUAUAUUAUUCUUUGCAUCACCAUUGAUAUCACUUGCACAUGUGAUAAGAAUGAAAAGCACAGAAAGUUUACCAUUUCCAAUUAUAAUGGCGUCUAUGAUAGUGUCCUGCCAAUGGUUUGCAUAUGGAUGUCUGAUUAGUGACCAAUUUAUACAAAUACCAAAUUUCAUAGGUUGCGUUUUAUCAGCUUUCCAAUUUUCUUUAUUCUUGAUUUAUCCAAGUAAACGAGCAGAUCAAGUUUAUUUUAUAUAAGAAAAAUAUCUUUUACUCUAUGAAUUAAUUAAAACGAUAUAUAUUGUAUGUAUGUAGGAUGUAUUAUAUAUUAGAAAUUAAUAAAUUUCCAUAAAGUGGUA
Monomorium pharaonis (pharaoh ant) is the source of this 934-nucleotide messenger RNA. RefSeq names its product sugar transporter SWEET1 (gene slv). The record is from RefSeq and is a predicted model, not a curated record. NCBI's taxonomy places the organism in Eukaryota, Metazoa, Arthropoda, Insecta, Hymenoptera, Formicidae. The coding region runs from base 180 to 833 and encodes 217 amino acids. Gene Ontology annotation, molecular function: sugar transmembrane transporter activity. Gene Ontology annotation, biological process: carbohydrate transport. Gene Ontology annotation, cellular component: membrane. The transcript is spliced from 4 exons.